This is a messenger RNA of Plasmodium inui San Antonio 1, 634 nucleotides long. RefSeq lists its product as hypothetical. NCBI's taxonomy places the organism in Eukaryota, Apicomplexa, Aconoidasida, Haemosporida, Plasmodiidae. The annotation marks the transcript as partial. The transcript has a single exon. The record is from RefSeq and is a predicted model, not a curated record.
AUGGGAGGAAACGAAGAGGUCCAGUGCGAUGCCAAUGGUAGCUGCCAGAAGAUGAUAUCUUUGAUUGGUUGCAUAGUCUACUGGUUAUGGAAGGAUGAUGGAAGAUUAAUAAUAGCCAAUACGAAGGCGUGGAGCUCCUGUGACCGGCUCCAAGAGAGGAUAUUCGGGACGGGCGAGACUGAGCUCUUCAAGGCUCACGACGGGUGGAGAAUCAAGAGAACCUAUCAGAAGACUUGUCAGGCCGACGACAACUUCGAACACUGCCAAUUGGAGGCAUUAAGUGUAAUAGUGAGUGUAGCUGAAGCAAUAAGUAAAUUAUGUCCAGACUGUCCACUGUCGGGAUUGAAUAGUUUAUUUAACAGAAUUAAGGAGCCAGGUCCAGGACAGGCUAUAUAUUGCAAGCCUCAACAGAAGGGUCCAUGCAUAUGUGUAUAUGAAGACAGGGGGCACGGAAAGGGAUUUGAGUUAAUAUCACGACAAGAUAGUGAAAGUCCAACGGAAAGCAGCAGUGAAGGAACAGCAGGUCGGAAGAGACUGCGGAACGGAGCAGGAGAGGAACACGACAGGGGGGAGGCGUCAAAUUCCUCCCAAGGAGGAGAAGGACAUCUAAGCGACACCGCAGCGGGAGCGGGCG